Messenger RNA from Mya arenaria, 657 nucleotides. RefSeq names its product ocellar opsin-like. The transcript has 5 exons. The coding region runs from base 82 to 657 and encodes 191 amino acids. Gene Ontology annotation, biological process: G protein-coupled receptor signaling pathway. Gene Ontology annotation, molecular function: G protein-coupled receptor activity. The record is from RefSeq and is a predicted model, not a curated record. Lineage: Eukaryota; Metazoa; Mollusca; Bivalvia; Myida; Myidae. Gene Ontology annotation, cellular component: membrane.
AUAACAGAUAUUGCUUGUAGGCACGUUUUACUUGCACACAUAUAAACAGUUGUCUAUAACUGCUAAGGUGGAUGAACAAUAAUGAACGACAGUGCUAAUCUUCCAAAUCAACUGGAACGUUGGAGACUUUAUCCUCCACUUGGAUUAGGAACAUACAUCGUUAUUUUUCUUGUCAUAGUGUUGACGCUCAUUGUUGGAAAUCUUGGCAACUCUCUGGUGAUAUUUCUCUUCAUCAAGUACAAAAGUUUGCGUACGACCCCAAAUAUUCUGCUGUUGAAUUUAACUGGUGCGAGUCUCCUGAUGUGUGUCCUUUGUCUUCCAAACAUCAUUAUCCGUUGCAUCGUCGAUCUGUCCAAGUACCCACGACCUGUCCAGGAAUUUGUGUGCAAUGGAAAUGCUUUCUCCGGUGCGUUUGUUGGCUUCAGCGGAAUCCAUUCACUAACAGCUUUAGCCAUAGACCGCUCCAUCGUGAUAUCUCGAAAGGCCGCCGGUCGUCGAUCCGAGAGCAAAAGUUUCUCCGUCUGUAGCAUGGUACAAAAGUUUGCGUACGACCCCAAAUAUUCUGCUGUUGAAUUUAACGGGCGCGAGUCUCCUGAUUGUGCAAUGGAAAUGCUUUCUCAGGUGCGUUUGUUGGCUUCAGCGGAAUCCAUUCACUAA